This is a messenger RNA of Echinostoma caproni, 1260 nucleotides long. NCBI's taxonomy places the organism in Eukaryota, Metazoa, Platyhelminthes, Trematoda, Plagiorchiida, Echinostomatidae. The record is from the annotation of a GenBank genome assembly.
AUGUCACCCGUUCAGACUGACCCAGAACAGGCAACACCUUCCACGAUAGAUCUGCAUUCCUUUGAUCAACAGUCAGUGGGAAAUCGUCUGUUUUCUCAGGUCUAUCUGCUUACCCGAAGCAACCGACUUGCGUCGCGCAUUACGGGUAUGCUUCUAGAAUUGCCGGCAACCGAACAAGCUGCACUACUAGAAAAUGAUGAUGCCCUAUUUAACCGAGUUGAAGAGGCCCGUGCGGUGCUCACUAUGGCGGAGGCCGGCGAGCGAGACCGUCCCAGGCAAGGCUACUACUUCCCGCGCGCGGUCCCUGGCCUAAACGUGACUCCACCUGUUCCAGUUGAUCCGGUCAAACUGGCCUUUCGCUAUUCGUUAUAUCGCGGUGUUGGACGAGUCAUUGGUCUAUGCCUAUUGACCAAUGAGACAUGUCCGUUGCAUCUGAGUCGUCCGGUACUGAAGUACAUUCUCGGUCGUGUCUUGCACUGGCACGACUUUGCUUUCUACGAUCCAACAACAUUUGAAGGCCUUCGUCAACUUCUACAACAUACGCUGCCUGAUCAGAAGGAGAAGCUCGAGGGUUCCGUGGCGGAUUACAAUCUCACGUUUUCACUAAUCCCUGCGGUGGAGGAGGGCGGUUUGACACAUGAACUCAGCCGUUCAACAUCGGUAAACAGCUCACACCACUUGGCUCCUCAAGGCGAUGAAAUUGAAGUUAAUGAUUCCAACGUGUAUGAAUUUGUCAAGCGGUACACCGAAUUCAAAAUGGUGGAGUCUCAAUUGCGCCUUGGCGUGUUCGAUAUUUUACCUCGAAAUGCUUUGGAUCGACUCACUGCAGAAGAUCUACGGCUCUUGUUAAAUGGAACCGGAGAAAUCGAUACGGAUGUGCUUGCUAGUUACACUACAUUCCACAAUGAAACUGGUACAAGUUCCACGGAUCUGGGAAAGUCCCUUGAAAGCAAUGGAGGAGCGAAUAGCGUAGAUAAAGUUGCGCGUCUUAAACGCUGGUUCUGGAGCACCGUACGCAAUAUGGACAACAAACAGCGUCAGGAUUUGCUGUACUUCUGGACCUCAAGUCCAGCGCUGCCCGCAAGUUCGCAAGGAUUCCAACCCAUGCCCUCAAUCACUAUUCGACCCGCCGACGAUCAUCAUCUGCCAUCUGCAAAUACCUGUAUUUCUCGGUUGUACUUGCCACUUUACUCAUCCAAACAGAUACUACGAGAAAAAUUGCUCCAGGCAAUUGAAGUCAAAAGCUUCGGCUUCGUUUGA